Molecule: messenger RNA, 795 nt
Organism: Alternaria atra
Lineage: Eukaryota; Fungi; Ascomycota; Dothideomycetes; Pleosporales; Pleosporaceae
Exons: 3
Coding region: 1-795 (264 amino acids)
Source: RefSeq, a predicted model, not a curated record
AUGUCAGGCCAGGAUUACUACGGUCAGGGUCAGGGCCAUGGUCAAGGCUACGGCUACAGCCACGACGGCGCACACCAGCAGCAGCAACAGCAUGGCUAUGGACAGCAGAACCAAGGCUACCCUCCUCAAGGCCAGGCGUAUGGACAACAGCCGCACGAUCAGUAUGGACAAGGACAUCACAGUCCUUACCCGCAAGGCCAGGUCAGCACUUAUAGCCCCUACCCUCCGCCAUCGCACGAUCCAUAUGCGCAACCUCCCCAGCACGGCUAUGGUGCCCCGCCGCACGGCCAAUACCAGCAAAGCUACGAUCCGAACCGCAGCACAUCUCCCUACCCACCUCAGACACACCAGCAGCAAGGCUACCAUGAUCCGAAUCAGCAGUACGGAGCGCACCAGCAGCAGGGCUACCAUGACCCACAACAAGGCUAUGGUGCGCAGCCAUACGGCCAACCCGGUGCGCCCGGUGGUCCUGCUGAAGGCGACCGUGGUCUUGGUUCAGCCUUGAUGGGGGGCGCAGGCGGCGCAUUUGUCGGCAACAAACUUGGAGGCGGCGCGCUGGGUACUCUAGGAGGAGCGCUUUUGGGAGCGGUUGGCGCCAACCUCAUACCUGACAAGAAGGACAAGAAGCACAAGAAACACAAGAAGCAUGGUAGCUCCGAGCAUGGCUCGCACCAUGGUUCUUCACACCAUUCGCACCAUAGCUCGUCUGGCCACGGCCACAAGCACAAGAGCCACAGCAGGAGCCGUAGCAGGGGCGGCAAGAGCAGCUCCAGCUCCAGCAGUGACUCUGAUUAG